Callorhinchus milii (elephant shark) is the source of this 1546-nucleotide messenger RNA. RefSeq names its product claudin-4-like. The record is from RefSeq and is a predicted model, not a curated record. The coding region runs from base 142 to 774 and encodes 210 amino acids. The transcript has a single exon. Lineage: Eukaryota; Metazoa; Chordata; Chondrichthyes; Chimaeriformes; Callorhinchidae. Gene Ontology annotation, biological process: cell adhesion; bicellular tight junction assembly. Gene Ontology annotation, cellular component: plasma membrane; bicellular tight junction. Gene Ontology annotation, molecular function: structural molecule activity.
GGUGCUCAGCUCCCGCCCACAUGUCGAGGGGCUAUAAGUGCUGUUGUGUAGCCCCGUUGUCCUCAGAUCGUUUGGGGGAUUAGGAGACUUUAUUUUUUUUAAAGGAAGAACUUGUUGACAUUUGCAACGAGAGACAAAAACAUGGCAUCGAUGGGGCUGCAGGUUUUGGGGGUGGUGUUGUGUGUGUUCGGAUGGUUGGGAGCCCUCCUGACCUGUGUCCUCCCCAUGUGGAGAGUCACCGCUUUCAUCGGCAACAACAUCGUGGUGGCUCAGAUCAUCUGGGAAGGUCUCUGGAUGAACUGCAUUGUGCAGAGCACAGGGCAGAUGCAGUGUAAGGUGUACGACUCGUUGCUGGCUCUCUCUCAGGAUCUCCAAGCCUCCAGAGCCCUGACCGUCAUCUCGCUUGUGGUGGGCAUCAUUGGCCUCAUCGUGUCCAUCAUGGGGGGCAAGUGCACCAACUGCAUUGAGAACGAGGCCACCAAAGCCAAGGUGACCAUCGUGGCUGGGAUUGUCUUCAUCCUGGCUGGAGUUUUGACCCUGAUCCCGGUUUCCUGGUCAGCGAACACCAUCAUCAAGGAUUUCUACAACCCCAUCGUGACGGACGCCCAGAGGAGAGAGCUGGGGGCCUCCCUGUACAUCGGUUGGGGAACCUCUGGUGUCCUGAUUCUGGGAGGGGCUCUGCUCUGCUGCUCCUGCCCCCCCAGGAAUCAGAGCGGAUACACGGCCAAAUAUUCCGCUACAAGAUCCACGGCCCCGAGCCAGAACUAUGUGUAAACCAAUGAGACGAGAUCCAACCAAACUGGACUUUAUUUCUCUUUUAAAAUUGCUUCGCGUUUUUUUUACGCCAAUUAAACUGCAAUGUUCUCGUCUCUUUGGCCGGUAAUUAAAUUAGUUCUAGCAUUUUUUUAAAGAUAUGGCUUGUUAUAAGUGACUGUGUUUCUCAUCGGGAAUUGUGUGCGAGUUGUUGAUGUCCCACCUGUUUCCAGACGCCUCUCAACACGUUGCACCUGACCAUUGCCUGGUGCUGAUCGGGAAGCCAAGCGCUUGGGGUGUUACAGAUCAAGUUGAGGUUUAUCCAUCAUUCCCCCCACCCCCAAAAAAAUAGGUCAAAUGGCAAUGGAAGACCUGGAUGUCGCCAAUGAGCAACACAAGUGGCUUCUAACUUGCUUUGCAAUCGCUCCUUUCCCACCUGCCGACAGUGAGAGAGCAUUGGUUGAGUGUUGGUGUCAUUACCAGCCAAGAGAAGAGUUGGUGUCUUUUUAGGCAGUGAGUACUUUUCAACUUACUAGUCCAGUCACUGUUGUCACUAUCCAACCCGAUUACUCCAUGUUAAUAUCAAUUUGAUGAGGUUCCCCCCCACCCCCAUCUGAAAGUUUGCUAGAAUUUAUUUCCAUUGAUCUCUUUUUUUAAAAAACGUUUUACUUCUCAGCCCUUUUCGUUGUUGCUGAGCUCUGUGUGUGUGUGUCCCACAAUUACCAGACUGGCCUCCUGCUGAAAUGUAAUUUUUAGAAAUGUUUCUUAAUAAAAGUCAUUCAAACGUGUUGCA